AUGACAAGAUUUACAGAAUAUCCUGGACAUAUUGGUGGUCGAUGUGUGGCCAGCUUUGAUUGCGAUCCUAGUGGUCCACUAGUUUGUAUAACAUUGACAGCAGUAAGGGACUGCUUCGCUGAUUGUCCAAAUGCAGCUGAUGAAGAAUGUCCAGUGAAUAAAGUGUUAUGUGAUUCAAAAGUAAGCAAUGGAUGCGGAAAAUGUGUCAAAAUGGAGGAACGUGAUAUGCUUUGCAGCGACCGUCGAUGGCGAAAUAUAUGCACGGAGACUGACCACUUUAAAUGCUUGUCCACAGACAAUUGUAUCUUACCUCAAUGGAUUGGGGAUGGUGUUGAUGAUUGCGCUGAUGGUUCAGAUGAAGACCUUUGUGCUCUUGCAUUACCAGGUUGCAAUCAGACCGGAACAAGUCCAACUACAGCAUCUCCGUUUGAUGUGGGUGCUCCUAUUGAAAGGCCAAUAGAGGGAUGUCUAGAAGACGAAUUUCAAUGUAUCAUAUCACAUGAAUGUAUAUCCAUUGUCAAUGUCCUAGAUGGUAUUGAACAAUGUAACGAUGGGAGUGAUGAAAGAUAUUGUAAAGAGAUGGCUGGAAGUAACAUGUGUCAGAGACCAAAGCAAUGUUGUUUUAAUCCGACUGCUGGCAUUUUCGGAUGUGAUUGUCCACUGGGUUAUUCGCGUACUUCUUUUGGUCUUUGUAUCCCUUUUUUAGCCCCAGUCUUCAGCAGCGAUUGUGCCGAUUUGCAGAGACGUUAUCAUUUUUUGGGAUCAGGCUUGUUCAAACUCAAUGACUGGAGUUGCUCUAAGCCUGAAAUGUGUCCCUUUAUUGCCCACUGUGAAAUGGAUUUAUUUGGUGGUGGAUGGACGAUAAUCAUGCAACGUUUCAACACAUCGCUUAGUUUUGACAAGGAUAUAUUGGAAUAUGAAAAUGGUUUCGAGUUAGAUAAUUCAAAUUUUUGGAUUGGAUUGGAACGCAUGCAUCAUUUGACUAGUCGCCCGCAGUGCCCGAAUGAAUUACUUUUAAGGUUACGCACAGCGAUCAAUGGACAAAUAAUCUUGGUUCGGUAUUCGCAUUUUAUCGUUUAUGAAAGACUUCUGAACUAUCGAUUAAACAUUGGAAGUAUCAUUUAUGGGAAUGGCACGAACACAGUAAACGAAUUAGCCCAGAGUCAAUUGUGUCCAUUUGUGACCAGUGCAGAAAAAGGCUGUAUCGAUGGAGGAGGAUGGUGGAGAAAAGGAUGUCAACAUAAAGGUGUUUUAACAGCAAUCAACAGAGCUCAGGGUACAUAUCCUGGACUUAACUGGAAUGGUAAACGUCUUUCAGCUGUGCAAAUGCUCAUUCGACCUCGAGGAUAUAUACCUCCUCCGAAUAAACCGUCCUAA
This is a messenger RNA of Brugia malayi, 1377 nucleotides long. RefSeq names its product Low-density lipoprotein receptor domain class A containing protein. The coding region runs from base 1 to 1377 and encodes 458 amino acids. The record is from RefSeq and is a predicted model, not a curated record. NCBI's taxonomy places the organism in Eukaryota, Metazoa, Nematoda, Chromadorea, Rhabditida, Onchocercidae. The transcript has 10 exons. Gene Ontology annotation, molecular function: protein binding.